AUGAAAAAAUGGAAGAAGGAAACGAAAAAAGCUUUGGCUCAACUGAAUACAUAUACAGAAGAUGUCCGGAGAAAUCUGGAUGCAACGAUUGACUGGUUACAUGAGCAUGCUUGUUGUCGAUCAUAUGGUUUGGGUUCAAGAUUGCCAUGGGAUCCGCAGUACCUCAUUGAAUCACUUUCUGAUUCAACAAUAUACAAUGCAUACUAUACGGUGGCACAUCUUUUGCAAGGUGGUGCCAUUGAUGGAAGCAUCAUCGGUCCUGCUGGAAUCAAAGCAUCGGAUAUGGUUGCCGACUGUUGGGAUUAUAUAUUCUUAAAUAAGCCUUACAAUGACAAAACAAUGCCGGUCCAAGAGUCGCAAUUAGCUAUGUGCAGAAAAGAAUUUCGUUAUUGGUAUCCGGUUGAUAUGCGUGCUUCCGGUAAGGAUCUUCUUCAGAACCACCUUACUUAUUACUUAUUCAAUCACGUUGCCAUCUGGAAAGAUCAACCCGAGUUGUGGCCUAGGAGCAUACGAGCAAACGGACAUCUGUUGUUAAAUAAUGAGAAAAUGUCCAAACAAACAGGCAAUUUCUUGACUCUUAGCGAGACUGUGGCAAUGUUCUCUGCCGAUGGAAUGCGUAUUUCUUUGGCGGAUGCAGGGGAUUACGUGGAAGAUGCGAAUUUUGUCUACGAUAUGGCUGAUGCAGCAGUACUGCGUUUGUACAAUCUCCUUGUGUGGUCACGUGAAAUGGUUGCUUUACGGGAACAUGAUGGUUUACGUAACGGACAGAAAUUCACUUUUGCUGACCAGGUUUUCAACAAUGAAAUGAACAGUGCAAUUCAAAAAACAUUCAAUAGCUAUAGACAAACUCUUUUCAAAGAAGCUUUAAAACAUGGAUUCUUUGAAUAUCAGAGUUAUCGUGACAAAUAUCGCGAGCACUGUGGAGGUGAUACGGGAAUGCAUGCUGAUAUGGUUUUCAAGUGGAUUGAAACACAAGCAAUUAUUCUUUCGCCAAUUUGUCCUCACGUAUCUGAACAAAUAUGGCAGAUUUUGGGGAAGGAUGGCUUUAUUGUAUGCGCAAAAUGGCCCGUUACCCCACCUGCUGAUGAUCUGAUGACGAAAAAAGCCCAGUUCAUGGAUGAUACAAUCAGGGAUUUCCGAUUGCGUUUGAAAAACUACAUGAAUUUGAAACGAAAAAAAGGCAAGGAUACAAAUCCACCGUCUGAGGCAAUGAUAUAUUUUGCAGAAGAGUAUCCAACUUGGCAAAGGGAAGUGUUUGGCUUAUUGAAUCAGUGUUAUCAGGAAGGCAAUGAUGAGUUACCGGAUAACAAGGAGAUAUCUCGUCGCUUAGGUGCAAUAGAGAGUUUGAAGAAGUUUAUGAAAAAAACGAUGCCUUUUGUUCAACUGAUACGUGAGAACUUAGCAGUGCACGGAGAAUCAGCGCUGGAUAUUGCUUGUCGAUUUAAUCAGAAAGAAGUUCUGGAGCAGAAUUUGGAUUACAUAUUAUCAACUUUGGAUCUAGAAAAAGUUAUCAUUACUGAUGUAAAAGAAGUAGUUCCAGCAAAUGUGGUCGAAAUGGCUUAUCCUGGAAAACCGAUCAUAAUGUAUAAAGAACAAGAACCUGGUACUACUAUUAUGCUUCGGAACGUGGAGCCUUGCUCUGGUCUAUUUGAUAUCGAAAUUCCAAUUAUAAAUGAUGAUACUGUAGCAGUCAUUAUUCGUCGUUUAAAGAGGCUUUUGACGGGUAUUAAGCCCAGGCAAGCUAUUUCUUUAUGGCGAUAUUUGGAUCCUUUGGGUGGUGAUAGGAAGUUGAUAGGAUUAAAAAAUCCUUUGGAAAACAAUGAACGCAUCCCUGAUUCUGCACGGUUCAAGGCAGAUAUACAAACUGGAAAAAUUUAUCUACAAAAUAACGGCAAUACAUUUUAUUUGGGCGGCACGAUAGUAUAUAAAAGCUCUAGUUGAUCUGUAUAUUUUUUAUUGUGUCGAGAAUGGUACAUUAUCUUGCAUUUGGUUAUUCACUCGAAUAAGCUGUUUGUUAUGGUACUUUUUUUGUGAAGAAGGAUGAAAGAGGUUACUGUUAAUCUUCAACUUGUGAUCUUGUUGUUACUGUUGUUUCUUGGUACUCUGCACUCUGUUUUUUGAUGUUACUAUUUUAUCAUUUUAUUUUUCUUACUUUUUAGUCAUUGAGUUUUUACAUAUGUUCAUUUCCCUUACUUACCUUUCAGUCACUUCACAGCUGUAGAGUAUUUUUUCCCAAGCAGCUGCAGAUUUUGGUUUUUUGUUGCUUCUUUU
Messenger RNA from Loa loa (African eye worm), 2271 nucleotides. RefSeq lists its product as hypothetical. The coding region runs from base 1 to 1941 and encodes 646 amino acids. Gene Ontology annotation, molecular function: ATP binding; leucine-tRNA ligase activity. Lineage: Eukaryota; Metazoa; Nematoda; Chromadorea; Rhabditida; Onchocercidae. Gene Ontology annotation, biological process: leucyl-tRNA aminoacylation. The record is from RefSeq and is a predicted model, not a curated record. The transcript has 14 exons.